CCUCUCUCCCCUCUCGGUAAUCAAUCUAUCCUCUCCCCACAACACACAAACCGAAGCAGGGAGGAAGCUGUAUACGAAAUGGAGAGAGAGAGAAAGAGCUCCAUCGGGAGCUGGUGAAGAAUAUUUAUGUAUUCUAUACAUUUUCUGUUUCUCUCCCACCAUUCUCUUCGGGUCUAGGUCGAUAUUCCCGUCAGGGGAUCAUUUUGAGUUGAAGGCACUCAAAACCGAGAUGUAUCGACCUUUCCUGGAUAUAAGAACGUGAGUGGAGCGCGAGAAGAAACCGGGAGUGAACCGGUUUGCCCCUUGCCUACUCUUUCUCUUCCCGCGUUCCAACCAAGACAUUACAGCGCGCUAAGGAGCCACUUGGACCAACCUUAUAAACUUGACCAAUUAUACCAAGUAGCCAUUCAAUUUGCAUAGUGGGCGACAUUGUCACUUUACAGUCCAGAAAGGCUACUCUGGUGUUUACGGUAAUAACUCUCAAUAAAGAAAUCAGAGGAUUCAAGUUGUUAAUGAUAUCAGAGGAAUUCCGUCCUCAUAAUCUCAUCGCUACGACCGGAGAAGCUCCUGCAUGGUGGUUUAGGCCUACAUCACCGGUAACGAGACUAGACAAACUAUGGUUAUUUUGAGUGACUUAGACAUACAUGGAUAUGCGAAAUUCAGUUCUGCGGCUUAAGGACAGGCGGCAUAUGGUCUGUUAGCGCGGCGGAUUUAGUGCCAAAACAACACCGCCUCUCCAGAGUGCGUCCUCCCUGGGAGAGAUUGGACAGAGCAAACAAAGCCUGGGGAAUGCGGUCUCUGUUUCCCUGGAUCUCCAUCUCACCUGCGGGGACUCUACGCGGAACACACAAAGUAUUUGAUUUGAGUAAGUAACGGAUUCGUAUGAGGUACGCUAUUAUGGAUAGAGACACUCGGUUCCUUUGCGCUGUUGACACACUCCAUGUCGUUCCAUGUCCGUCAUCAUUUUCCACAGGGUUGAACGUUGACCGGGUGGACCGCCGGUGACGCGAGAGGUCAUGUUGAGACAAAUCCUGCUGAAUUCCACCAACGCACUAGACUUCGACCUAGGGAUGGCCCUCCAGACGCACGAGACCGUGUCCGUUAACGCAUCUCACGGAUCGGUGAACAUGGCGGCGCUGCCCACGGGCAGCAGGGGCGGGAUGCGGGAGGACGGGGAGCUGAACAAACCGGACCUGGCCACCUACAUGAUAAUAUGUCUGUUGCUGUUUCUGCUCGUGCUGCUCAUCGUUUUCUUCAUCAACUGUCAGCUGAGGAACUCUUUCUUCGCCUCCAUGCCCUACGAUCGGUCUCUCAGAGAGGCCCGGACCUCCUACAAGUAGAACCCGAUACUAAACUCAGCUGGUAACGUCUGUAGGAUUUAGGUAACGUGUGUUAUGAAUGUGUUCAUGGAGGGGUGUGUUAAAUUGACUAUGCAUAGUCCAGACGCUGUGAGUAUCCGUUACGUGUUCAUUUGGCACAAUGACAUAGAGACCUAUUACGCUCCCUGUUCCAAACUGGACUAAAUGUCAUUACGUGUAGGUCUAUAUUCAUUUUUAUUUCAGCUUUAUUUAACCAGGUAGGCUAGUUGAGAACAAGUUCUAUAUAAUGGUGUAUGUUUUUUGUUUGUUUUUGAAUAUAAAACAUGUUAUAUUACAGCACUGUAAUACGCUCUUAUGUAUAUCUAUUGUGUAAUUCUGAGCUUAACGUUUUAUUAUUUGUAUUGUGUAAAACUAUGAUUAAAUAUAUUAUAUUUGUCUAUCUAGUUCAAUAUGGCUAUAUGAAAAUCGUAGGGUGAUGAUGAUGAUGAUGAUGAUGAUGAUGAUAAUGGGAUGACACGGGUUGAUAGAUGAAUAUCCAAGACAAGAGGUUUCAUGAAUGGAAUCCCUGUUUAUUACGCACUUUCAUUUAUUUUUUAACUAAGCCGACACUCACAAUUGACUAGUGUAAUUUCUCGCAGAACAAAUGACUAUCUAUCCUUUUAGCCUCGCUGUCUACGCCGACCCCACUCAAAUAUGUUGUUCCAAAAUACCUUUGAUGGAGAAUGAGAUACAUAUCUCCAUAUCCACUAGAGGCCAAGACAGUUUUGUCACCACAGAGAAGUAGUGUGCGUGUGUGUGAUUGUGAUUGUGUGUGUGUGGGGGGGGCGGGGUUUACCUUGAACGAAUUCCUCAGCCAGCCUAGAUAAAGACAUUUUCAUGGAUUUGAGCAUAUGGGUGGGAUUAUUAUUUUAUGGAAAUUGCUGUGAGUUUUGAAGUGAAAAUAAUAGUCGACCAUGCAUCAAUUGGAGGCCUGCCCUUCCUGAAAGAUAAAGACAUAUUGUGGAAAGAUAAACCACAGCUAAUGCUGCCUAUAUUCUAACGUAGCACCAUACUCAGUGGUGUAAAGUACUUAAGUAAAAAUACUUUAAAGUACUACUUAAGUGGUAUUUUGUGGUAUCUGUACUUUAUUUUACUAUUCAUAUUUUUGACAACUUUUACUUCACUACAUUCCUAAAGUAUGAAUGCUUAGCAGGACAAAAAAUGGUAAAAUUCAAGCACUUAUCAAGAGAACAUCCCUGGUCAUCUCUACUACCUCUGAUCUGGCAGACUCACUAAACACAAAUGCUUUGUUUCUGAAUGAUGUCUGAGGGUUGGAGUGUGCCCCUGGCUAUCCGCAAAUUUAAAAAAAAAAACACGAAUAAUUGUGCCAACUGGUUUGCUUAAUAUAAGGAAUUUGAAAUUAUUUAUACUUUUGAUGCUAAAGUACAUUUUUGCAAUGACAUUUACUUUUGAUACUUGAGUAUUUUUAAAAGUAAAUACUUUAAAACUCAAGUAGUAUUUUACUUGGUGACUUUCACUUUUACUUGAGUCAUUUUCUAUUAAGGUAUCUUUACUUUUACUCAAGUAUGACAAUUGGGUACUUUUUCCACCACUUCCCAUACUUCUAGUCGAGUUUACUGCAUUGAGACUUGCUGUGCUCAGAAUCAUGAUCAUUUGAUGUGUUUUAGACAGGGGUGAAACUUUCUUGACACUUGAAUGACCCAAAGAUAACUCAGGAAAAUCCAUUGACAGAAAACGAGCCUGCUGUUCGUGUUUUAACCACUAGGUGGUAGACUAAAACGGUCAUUAGCCUUACCUUGAACUCCAAGGAAAUUUGAAAUAAUUAUGAAAUCGUUAAUCAAAUGUAAGCUAAUGAAGGAACAUAGUAUUUCCAUAUCACAGUGAACUGCAGAGGUGGAUUCGUUCUAUUGUUGUGUCUGUUUGUGUUCUUAAGACAUAGGCUGAGUAAAAUACCGUUCUCAACUUUUUUUUUUUUAUUUCACCUUUAUUUAACCAGGUAAGCAAGUUGAGAACAAGUUCUCAUUUACAAUUGCGACCUGGCCAAGAUAAAGCAAAGCAGUUCGACACAUACAACGACACAGAGUUACACAUGGAGUAAAACAAACAUACAGUCAAUAAUACAGUAAAAAAAAAAAAAAAAAAAAAAAAAAAACAA
Oncorhynchus nerka (sockeye salmon) is the source of this 3474-nucleotide messenger RNA. RefSeq names its product small integral membrane protein 32. NCBI's taxonomy places the organism in Eukaryota, Metazoa, Chordata, Actinopteri, Salmoniformes, Salmonidae. The transcript is spliced from 2 exons. Bases 1017 to 1340 code for a protein of 107 amino acids. The record is from RefSeq and is a predicted model, not a curated record.